Messenger RNA from Cataglyphis hispanica, 3410 nucleotides. Its product is annotated as ADP-dependent glucokinase. Lineage: Eukaryota; Metazoa; Arthropoda; Insecta; Hymenoptera; Formicidae. Gene Ontology annotation, biological process: glucose metabolic process. Gene Ontology annotation, cellular component: endoplasmic reticulum. The transcript is spliced from 5 exons. The coding region runs from base 276 to 1724 and encodes 482 amino acids. The record is from RefSeq and is a predicted model, not a curated record. Gene Ontology annotation, molecular function: ADP-specific glucokinase activity.
GUACUUUGUUAUCUUUCAUAUUUUGCGUGAUAUACAUAUGCAUACAUCGUGGUCAAUUGUGCGUGAUCAGCUGGUCAGUUCGUCAGAUACGCGUGAUUGUCACUGGUUUGUGCGUGGUUAUGCGUGAUUUGUAGCAGAGAGGCUUCUCUCUGGCUGUAGUUGCGCGCAUAUAAUAAUAAGUUCUUCUUCUUUUGUGACUGAUAGAUUAAUAUUAUAGGCUUCUAUACAGAAUUUGCCUGUUCGCCAGUUGAUAUAUAAUAAGUUUCGUAUGCAGUAUGGGGUACAAGAAGGGGUUAAGAUUUGGGACUUUUUUCACCGUGCUGAUUGUGCUCGCGGCAAUUUAUUAUCGUAACAAUGAGAACGUCCUGCAGAAAAGAUUGCUGACCCUGUUGCACGGCCUCGAAAAACUUGAGAACAAGCAUGUUAUCACUAGGAAGCCGAAAGUCGCUGUAGGUUAUGGCGUAUGCACUGAUGUCUUUAUCGACGCGAAACACUUGCUAAAAUAUUCGGACGAGGUCGGACGACCUGAACACUUUGACGAGAUCAACACCGAGCUCGAAUUACUCAAGAGCUUCGGCUAUUACUUUCGCCAUGGGGCCGCAGCCGAGCGUUACAUGGCAAACAGAACUCUAUUUGAUGAUCUGGUGUCGAAGGCACGUUCGUUUUCUUCAUCUUACUCGACAAUUGGAGGAAAUGCUGCAGUUAUGGCGAUGCGAUUUGCGCGAGAAGGAUGCGACGUGACUCUCGCGGCUAAGAUGACCAAGUCAUUAUAUCAAAUGAUUCCACAGGUGAUAAAUGUCGUAGGUGGCGAAGUAAAACGCGACGACAUUCACCUUAUCUUGGAAUAUAAGCAUGGCGAGGUAUGGGGUCCUUAUUCUAGUGCUAGAGCAAAUAGAUAUAUUAUCCAUAAUGAUAUGAAUAAUCCAAUGAUCAGCUCGUUUGAUGCUUUUGACAAAAUCCUGAAGACCUAUGAUCCCGAUUUACUAGUAAUCAGUGGCCUCCAAAUGAUGGACAAUUAUCCAUUUCAAGAAGAUAAACGGAAGAAUCUGCUGCUGAAAGUGAAGAAACAAAUGUUGGAACGGUCGAGUUCUACCAAAAUCCACUUUGAGAUGGCUUCAUUCGCCGAGGAUAAAUUGCUAUUCGAGCUUUGCGAUCUUGUAGUUCCAUUUGCCGACAGUUUGGGAAUGAACGAGCAGGAAAUAGCAAAUUUGUAUAAUACUAUGUAUUACGGCAACAUUUCAUUGGUCGCUGAUUCGACUCCGCGUGUCGCAACGGUGUUAGAUCAGAUGAGAACGUUAUUUAAACUUAUACGCUUGAGAGGUAAGUCCAUCGCGGAUGCUAGAGAGCUCACGAGAAUUCAUGUGCACACGUUGGCAUAUCAAGCUAUAUUCACCGUCAAGAAUUCCAUCUGGAAAAAUACAAUGGCUGCUGCGGCCAAGGCGUCGCUGACUGCACAUAGACAUGUAUGCGCAUCAAGUAAUAUCGAUGUGAAAAAAGCGACGCUGAUCAUGGACGAUAGUUUCUCGACGUCUAUUGUUGAUGGAACCCGAAUAUUAUUGAACGUCGACAAACCAGUAUCUUGUUGGGACGAAAUGCUGAAAACGGAACAGGAAAAUAUUUCUAUUCAGGUGUGCGUCGCACCCGUAUUGGUUUGCACAGAAGCUAGUCAGACGGCUGGUGGCGGGGACAAUAUUUCCAGCGCAGGCCUAGUACUUCAGAUCUGAAAUACGGGAUUCAUCGAUACAACAUGAUCGUUUAAGUAUAUUAUAUUACGAAUCAUAUUCCUUUUCCCCCAUCGCAAAUACGUAAAUGCGCGAAUCAAAAUCUUAAAGUAGGCCUUUACUCAUGUUUGUAGCAUGCGGAAAUCGUGCAAACGAUCGAUUCACUUAUUCCACAAUGGUUUUUACAUUCCACUUGACUGGAAAUUAGAGACUGGACACACAUAUGACUUGUUACACAUUAUUGAAGGAUGUAAAACACUAUUUAUAUUACAUGGAAUUAAAUAAUUCUGUGCACUUAUAUGUGCAUUUUAUCAUAUUGUGACACUCUGCCUAUUACAAUUGACAGCGAUUUUGGUACUAACGUCAAUGACUGUGAACAUUACAUUGUUACUCUCGCAUUUGUAAACUAAUUUUAAUCGAAAAAAGUUUAUAUAUAUUCCAAUAGUGUACACAAUUAUAUUAUAUAAGCUAAUCGCAGUACACUGUGGUAGAUGUUUUCAUAAAUACAGUUAAUAAGAUGAUCAUUAUUGAAAUUUUUGAAAGUAUUGAAAAUUCAGAGUAGAAAUGAAUAUUUAACUUAGUGGUAUGUAAUAUGUAUUUCGAUAGUUUCAACAAUUAUGCAUUAAUAGAGAUUCUUAGAUGCAAUAUAUUGUGAUUGUAAAAAAAAACAAAGGCAAUGUGAUAUUAUCUUAAGAAAUCGAUUGUAAGAUUAAAGUAAAAAUUCUAAAAAAUAAUCUAAAGAGAGUAACGAAGAGAUUGGAAAUAAUCAUUUAUAAAAAGAAUGUUUAAUUUUGAAAAUUAUUAUAUAUACCAUCAAUAAUUUUACAUUCCAAUAUUCAAGAGUCUCUAUUAGCGAAUUCAAUUCACACUAGUGCAUACUAAAAAUUGCUAUAUUUGAAGUAUUUAGAUUCAAUGUAAACAUGAUAAAAUAAUAAUAUAAACAUGAUAAAAUUAUGUAUGUUUCAUUAAUUCCGCGUACAGCAAUUAUAUUUUUAUUGAACUUUAAUUAUUCAAAAUUUUUAUAUUGUCUUUUUAUAUUUAAUUUAUAUUUUUAUAAGAUACUUCAAAUGUAACAGUUUUUAAUGCGGCCAAUUCGUUUAUAUGAGUCUUUAUAUAAAACCUCAAUUGAUGUGUCAACAUUGUUUUACGUUUAGAGUUGAUUUUAUAUAUAUAUAUAUAUAUAUAUAUAUAUAUAUAUAUAUAUAUGUAUAUAUAAUGCAAACUUGAAAGUUUGCAAAUAUCAAAGAAUAAUAUUUAAUACAUAAUGAUACGCGAUGUACGACAUUAUGUUUUUUUUAUUAAUAUUACACUUUUUGUCCUUUGAUAUACAUAACUCAUUGAUAACAUCCGAUAAGGACGCUAGAUUGUCCAGAUUACUUGCAAAUUUUCAACGAGUAUUUUUUGCAAUACACUUUCUUAAUACAGUUGAAACUUAAGAUCCUGACAAUCAUAUAUUAAUUGUUGCUAAUGUUUGCUGAUAUUAACAUCAAAUGGAUCAUAAUGCAUCAUGGAAAAAAAAAAGAAAAAAAAAUGCACGGAACAUGGUACGAGACGGGAAAAAAUCAUGAGAUACUAACGAGAUAACAAAUAUUACUAUCUAAUGGACAAUAUUCGUUUUGCUGCAUAUCGUUAAGUAAUCUUUACAGACCAUCGCAUCACUUGUACUUACAAUAUAUAAUUUCAAGACCA